CAGGUUCUCUAAUGAUCUUGCUUCACCAUGGCUACAAAUAUGGAGGGGCUGGUUCAGCACAGAGUGGGGACCCAGCAGGUGGCUGAGUCCCAAUGAAGUCAGCAUGUAAUCUAAAUCCAAAGCAGGAUGCUGCCAUGGAAGAAAAAACUGAAAAUGACAAGAACAUUUACUUCUACCGUUCCCUUUGCAUGAGCAGGGUGGCCUAGCUGCAAACAGUAGGUGACUUUUUAAAUUUUCACCUGAACUAAAAGAAUCUGAUGCUUAUCAAACAUAUUUCUCCAUAACCUGCAUGGCCAUCCUUUUUCAUAGCUACGUAAUUUUAUAUCAAGAGACAAUAUUACCCCUGGCUGGUUUGGUUCAGCGGUUAGAGCAUCGGCCUGCGGACCAGAGAGUCCUGGCUUUGGUUCCCGCUAACGGUACCACGUACACAGACUUCACGGCCGGAAUCUCCAGGGAUGACCAGCCCCUCCCCUCGCAUCCAGAUAAUCUCCACUGACUCUGCAGUAUCCUCACCUCAGCGCAUUCAGAUUGUGACAGACCAGCAGACAGGACAGAAGAUCCAGAUAGUCACUGCAGUGGAUGCCUCCGGAUCCCCCAAGCAGCAGUUCAUCUUGACCAGCCCAGAUGGAGCUGGAACUGGGAAGGUGAUCCUGGCUUCCCCCGAGACAUCCAGUGCCAAGCAGCUCAUAUUCACCACAUCGGACAACCUCGUCCCUGGCAGGAUCCAGAUUGUCACAGACUCUGCUUCUGUGGAACGUUUGCUGGGCAAGGCUGAUGUCCAGCGGCCCCAGGUGGUAGAGUAUUGUGUGGUCUGUGGCGACAAAGCCUCUGGCCGUCACUAUGGGGCUGUCAGUUGCGAAGGUUGCAAAGGUUUCUUCAAAAGGAGCGUGAGGAAAAAUCUGACCUACAGCUGCCGGAGUAACCAAGACUGCAUCAUCAAUAAGCACCACCGAAACCGCUGUCAGUUUUGCCGGCUGAAAAAAUGCUUAGAAAUGGGCAUGAAAAUGGAAUCUGUACAGAGUGAACGGAAGCCCUUUGAUGUGCAGCGGGAGAAACCAAGCAAUUGUGCUGCUUCAACUGAGAAAAUCUAUAUCCGGAAGGACCUGAGAAGUCCUCUGAUUGCCACUCCCACAUUUGUGGCAGAUAGAGAUGGAGCAAGACAAACAGGUCUUCUUGAUCCAGGGAUGCUUGUGAACAUCCAGCAACCUUUGAUACGUGAGGAUGGUACUGUUCUCCUGGCCACAGAUUCCAAGGCUGAAACAAGCCAAGGAGCUCUGGGCACACUGGCAAAUGUAGUAACCUCCCUUGCCAACCUAAGUGAAUCCCUUAACAAUGGUGACACUUCAGAAAUGCAGCCGGAGGACCAGUCUGCAAGUGAGAUUACUCGGGCAUUUGAUACCUUAGCUAAAGCACUUAAUACCACAGACAGCUCCUCGCCUCCAAGCCUGGCAGAUGGGAUAGACACCAGUGGAGGAGGGAGCAUCCAUGUCAUCAGCAGAGACCAGUCCACACCCAUCAUUGAGGUUGAAGGCCCUCUCCUUUCAGACACUCACGUCACAUUUAAGCUAACGAUGCCCAGCCCAAUGCCAGAGUACCUCAACGUGCACUACAUCUGCGAGUCUGCGUCCCGCCUGCUUUUCCUUUCCAUGCACUGGGCCAGGUCAAUCCCAGCUUUUCAGGCACUUGGGCAGGACUGCAACACCAGCCUGGUGCGGGCCUGCUGGAAUGAGCUCUUCACCCUUGGCCUGGCCCAGUGUGCUCAGGUCAUGAGUCUGUCCACUAUCCUGGCCGCCAUCGUCAACCACCUGCAGAACAGCAUCCAGGAAGAUAAACUUUCUGGCGACCGGAUAAAGCAAGUCAUGGAGCACAUCUGGAAGCUUCAGGAGUUCUGUAACAGUAUGGCAAAGCUGGAUAUAGAUGGCUAUGAGUAUGCAUACCUUAAAGCUAUAGUUCUCUUUAGCCCCGAUCAUCCAGGUUUGACUAGCACAAGCCAGAUUGAAAAAUUCCAAGAAAAGGCACAGAUGGAGUUACAGGACUAUGUUCAGAAAACCUACUCAGAAGACACCUACCGAUUGGCCCGGAUUCUCGUCCGCCUGCCAGCACUCAGGCUGAUGAGCUCCAACAUAACAGAAGAACUUUUUUUUACUGGUCUCAUUGGCAAUGUUUCGAUAGACAGCAUAAUCCCCUACAUCCUCAAGAUGGAGACGGCAGAGUACAAUGGCCAGAUCACCGGAGCCAGUCUAUAGUGCACACCACACACCUGCUGAGGAGCAAGUGUCCUCCCAGGACUGCUCAGAGACAAAGAAAAUGAAUUAGUAGUAUUUUGGUAUGUGUAAAAAUGUUCAUCAUUUCCUACUUGGUUCCUUCUUAUCUGUUAAUCCCAGGCAAUAGCAACUAAAAGACUAGUAGGAUCCUUUCCUGCCAUAAGAAAUGUUUUAAUGCCUUUUGAUGAAGCAGCAGAUUUUGGAACAAUCUUUUAACUCAAUUUGUAUUUAAAAAUUCUCAAAGGGCAAAAAACAAAGUUUUAUAAUGUCAGAGACUAGUAUUAAAACUAAAAGAACCUAAGAGAACAGUAUGUGUGUGUAUAUAUUAAAAAUGUCCUUGGAAUUAAUAGUUACUAAUUACCAGGGUAAUAAUAUUAGCACUUUCUAAGCACUUAUCGAUACAUAAUGUUAGCAACAUCUUGUCUAUGUGCAGGACAAAUGGAAAACUGUAUAUGUCUUUUGCCGAAAUGCUAAUAAUUUCUGUGAAAAUGCAAUAGGGUACAGGAGACAAUCACUUAUGUUUAAGAAAAGAAGACAUCAUUCCUGAUUGUAUGCACACUUUGCUGGUAUUGAACUAAAUUCCUGUGAGCAAAUGAAAAUGUGGCUUAUCUGUAUCAUGCAGUAAGUAGGAGUAUGCUAGCACAGUUGGUGGUGGCCCAAACCAAAACCUUCCUCAGCCAUAGAGCUGAGGCUUGUCAGGUUCCCUGACCUCUGGUCCUGGUCUGUGACAGGCAUCUGUAGGCUACUCCAAACCUGGGGCAUCUUUAGGUGGCUGGUUCUCAGAACUGGAUUGCAACCAGUCAGACAUUAAUUACCAAUUCCUGCAGCAAAUUGACAAUAUCCCCAAAUUACCUCCACCACUAUGGCAGAUGGAGCCUUCUGACCAAAAAAUACAAGGUGGGCAUAUUGAACCCUUGACAGUAGUAUUUCCUCAAUACAAUCUGGGGUGGCUGCAGUCUUGGGACAUGGCCUCCCUGGAGUGUGAGGGUUCCUCUCUGUGGUUUCUGUUCCAAAUGCACCCUAAGAAGGGCCUGUUUUUCUCCAGUUCAGUACUACUAUGGGGGUGGGAUAUGUGUACAGGAUCUUCCUUCCUGGGUAGGGCAGUGGUGGUGAAGCUGAAUGGAAGGGUUCUCUGUUGACUUUAAAUACCAAGUUUUUCAGAAUGUCUCCAGACUCAGCAUCUCUGUCGGCAAGUCAGUCAGUGGUACUGGCCCACCGUGCACUUUGAUUUCCCUAGGUGUGUGCCAGCAAACAAACCCUGCAGCAUUUGGAUGAUGGAUGCAGAAGCAGGCUGCCUGCUCCUUAAAAAAUAACCCUUAAUUCCCGGAGUGAUUUUCUUUCUCGUAACUUGUAGCAACCGUCAUUUACAAGAAGAGAAUAUGGUUAUAAGGAAGUACUAUCUAGAGAAGAGCACCCAUAAAAUCCCAUGGAUGUGAGUUGCAGCAAGCAUUUCCUUUGGGAAAAGUGGUGUGCCCAAGACUAAGUCAAGUAUUUUGCAUUUUGUUUUUGUUUAGCUCAGAAUAAGAAACUACAAUGUAAGGUUAAGUUUGCAUCUCUUAAAUCUUUUGAUCAGAUGAUGUCCAAAAAGAUUCCAGUGCACUCCCUGCCUCCUAAGCACUCCCUGGUCUGGCUCGGGCCCUCGGUCAAGGUGGACACUUCAUGAGUUGUGCAUCGGUGUUCCGCGAGUUGGCCAUAGGCUUACAGCAAAAUGGGAUGCUUUAUUCUGAUGUGUUAGCAGCACUUUAUGAAAUUCAUUAGUAAGAAUUAAGUUGAGACAGUCUCCAAUUCUAAUUCCAGUGUGGAUUUAAUUAUCAUUUAUAGUUCAUACCUUGGAAGCAAAUUUUGGAGAAUAGUGAGGGUGCCCAUUAUAAAAUGAUGGAAAGGAUAAUCUUACCAGCUUACAUUUUUAGUUUUGUAACUUUGAAGUGUUUUAAAUUCCAAAAUUAAAACAAAAAAACUGACCAAGACAGUGGAGUUAGGAUGGGUCUGUAUCAUUUCUGCUUGUGAAGGGUUACUAAAACCCUUAGUAGAGGGCAUUUUUGAAGCAUGUUCAUGCAUCUUAUACAGCAAAUUUUUUCUCUUCUUUGAUUUUAAAACGUAAGCAUGUCUGUUGAUCACAGAGUGACUCCCUGGAAAAAUAUAUUGUGUCACAUCUUUCAGAUCUGAGAUCUCAGUGUUGGUGAAAAGGUCCACACAGGCCAGCUCCCUCAGUCCCUUUAUCUAUUAGGCUUUUAGACUCUACUUGCCUUAAGAUAUUGGGGCAGCUUAGCCAAGACCUAGGCUGUAGUCUUAGAUAUGUUGGGAAGAGAAGGUGAUAAUCAGCAAGGAGGACAGUGAACACUUGGAUUGGGAAGUGCCACACUCUAGCAAGAUAGCCCUUGAGAAAAGUCAAUGUAGCUUAGGAAGUUGCUGAUUGUAACCUGGUGAUUUUCCUUGAGUCCCUUCACUGGUGGUGGCUGAUUUCCAUGGACCAUUUUGGGGUUUGUGUAGUCCUCAUUAGUUUCCCAGAUCCUCUUGGCCUUACUCUGAAGUGGCCUGUUCCUUAAGGGGCAGGUGCACACAAUCUGAAUUCUUGCUGCUCCAAAUCGUUUCAAGCAUUUGACAGCAGGUCUAUCCAUCUCUUACCAAAUUGGUUAAAAGAAGUAAGCUCAAAGUCAAGUUAUUUAAGGGAUCCCAAGCAGAUAUUUGAGUUCAACUCUCACAAGGCUUUCAAACUCUAGAUUUAGUGAAGUAGACCAGUCCUCUGCCUGCUGAAUCUCAGAGUGAAAUAAGGCAGGAGCAGGACUUUGCCAUGUGGCCUAUUCAGAUACCGUUCUGCUGGUCUGGCCAGUCCUCCCUCAGUUGAGGAGAGGUUCACUGGCUAACGGAUGUGGGGACAGACAUACUGUUGCUUUGUGAUCAACUGGGUUCUUUUCCAGUGGUAUCUCAGAUAAUGUUGGACAGUUAUGUGUUGAAAUCUGUGGAGUUCAUUACAUGUAACCGUAAAACAGGAUAGGAAGAGACUUUGAAAAAGACCAAAUUACUCAUGCAAAUAAUACUUUCCAGGUUAUUUCUGUAAAGUAUUUUUAAGGCAGUAUGUUACCACCCUUCUAAUUUGAGAUUUUUACGUGUUUCUUGGGGGUUACAUUAUUUAUUGUCUAAUCUCUGUGGUUGGGGUUCUUGUUUGGGUUUUAUAUUUAAUUUCAGGUGUAGUCACUUGUAAGAUGUUAUGUAUUAUCCCUCAAGAGGGAUGUUCUAGCUUGUCAGUGUCAGUAUUAAAUGUGAACUGUUCUGAGGCAGUUGGCACCAGUUAUGGUGAUAGCAAUGGACAUGUCUGUUCUGGGCUCCCCGUUGUGCAGCAACACCCUCAUUAGAGCUUGCUUAGUAGGUUUGCUUGUUUUGGGGGGAGCCAAGAAUUAGAAGGGCUCUAGCUAUAUCUAGUGCUUUUAUUCUGGGAAAACCACAUCCUAGUCCUUUGGGAUAGUUUCCAGCAGAGCAGUCUCGCUCCCUGCCUGCCCUCUGCCUGACAAGCAGCCCUUGGCUGUGGCCCCAAGUUCUGUGACCUGGUUAGUUCAGAAGCAUGUGGCCUUCUUUCACGUGGAAAUGGUCUUAUGUGCAGUGGGGCUAUAGGUGACAUUUCAACUCUUCUCUGAGCCCAGGUCAUGAAAAGUGUCAUCUUCUGACAUUCACCUUUGUCUCAGGAGGUCAGUGCCCUUUAGAUCCUGGAAAGGUCUGAGCAGGCAGGGCAGAUGACUCCAUGCUUUUGUCCCACUUCCAUUCCCUAGAUUGUGCGGCUUUUUGAAAAUAUUUUAACUUUGAUGUGAAUUUGUAAUCGAGACAGAGUGGGUUUGGGUCUUUUGUACACAGGGCUUUGGACCUCCGCGUGUGCCUCCCACCAGCAUUGCACGACCAUGUGUCCAGCCCUGAGCUCCCCUCAGCACAUUGUGCAUGUACAGAUUAUAGACUUGUAUGACUGAAUGAAUGUACAUGUGUUUAUAUCUUCUUUAUAUGUACAGUGUGUAUAUAGUAUGUAUGUGUACAUAGAUGUAUAUUAUGUAUACAGACAUGUAGCCACAUAUCCAAACUCUCCUAACGUUUUAAAGAGAAUCUAUCAUAAGAGUUGCUAAAGAAAAUUUGAUGUGAGUGUUCCAAGGUCCCUCAGCAGGAUGGAUUUGCUGAGAUUUUUAACUCCAUUUUCCUUUAGGUGAAUCUGGCUGGGAAAGGCCAUGAAGUCAGAAUCUCUAACUCAGUACCAGGGAAAAUUCCAGACAGAAAUGUCCUGACAGGAUGACAUUGCUAUGUGUUCUAUAGGGUCAGACAAGGACUAGGAAGCUGGAAGACAGUUUAUCCUAAUGUCCAAAAACGAGGUGGGGAUCUUUAACAUGGUUGUCACACACCUCUUCAUGGCCUAACUGGAAGGAACUUGGUAGCUCCAGCUAUUAUUGGCCUUCCCAGAGACUUGCUCUGUCACAUGGUCAGUUUCAGAACAGUCUGUCAUGGGGCCUGGCUCCCGGUGUAGCAAUGUCCCCACUUGCUCUGGACUCAGUCAACAGAUGGUGGGCACUACACUGUGACUACACAAAUCCCCAUCUAAUGCCAGUGGGGGUGGGAGGGGCUACCGAGUAUUCUUUAAAAAUAAGUGUAAAUGUUGAUGGCUAACUUUUUAUGGCAUAUAAGUUACAAACCUUAAAUUACUUCUCCAACUAUAGCAUGUGAAUGAAAUCCACUGACUUUCUCUAAAUUAUGAUUUUAA
This is a messenger RNA of Molossus molossus (Pallas's mastiff bat), 6996 nucleotides long. RefSeq names its product nuclear receptor subfamily 2 group C member 2 (gene NR2C2). The transcript has 16 exons. Gene Ontology annotation, biological process: positive regulation of transcription by RNA polymerase II; anatomical structure development; cell differentiation. The record is from RefSeq and is a predicted model, not a curated record. Bases 456 to 2246 code for a protein of 596 amino acids. Lineage: Eukaryota; Metazoa; Chordata; Mammalia; Chiroptera; Molossidae. Gene Ontology annotation, molecular function: nuclear receptor activity; zinc ion binding; RNA polymerase II cis-regulatory region sequence-specific DNA binding.